GAGUGAAUCCCUAAUCAUCUGUGUUCUGGAGAUUUGGGAAAGAUUUACUUUUGGAGGUAGCCUCUCUUGGAGUCACCACAUUCACGCUAUGUGCCCUCUGCAUAGAUCGCUUUCGUGCAGCCACCAACGUGCAGAUGUAUUAUGAGAUGAUUGAAAACUGUACAUCGACAACUGCCAAGCUGGCUGUUAUAUGGGUGGGUGCACUGCUCUUGGCGCUUCCGGAGGUAGUGCUGCGCCAGCUGACCAAGGAGGACGCCGAAUACAGUGGCAGCCCACCAGGGGAGCGGUGUGUGGUGAAGAUCUCCACUGCGCUACCUGAUACUAUCUAUGUGUUGGCUCUCACGUAUGAUGGGGCAAGACUCUGGUGGUACUUUGGCUGCUAUUUCUGUUUGCCUACUCUUUUCACUAUUACUUGCUCCCUGGUAACAGCAAGGAAAAUCAGGAGGGCGGAAAAGGCUUGUACAAGAGGGAACAAGCGGCAAAUUCAGCUAGAAAGUCAGAUGAACUGCACAGUGGUGGCUUUGACCAUUUUAUAUGGGUUUUGCAUCAUUCCUGAAAACAUCUGCAACAUUGUGACUGCUUACAUGUCCACGGGGGUCUCUCGGCAGACUAUGGAUCUCCUCCAUCUCAUUAGUCAGUUCCUAUUGUUCUUUAAGUCCUGUGUUACCCCAGUUCUCCUUUUCUGCCUCUGUAAACCUUUCAGCCGGGCUUUUAUGGAGUGUUGUUGUUGCUGCUGUGAUGAAUGCAUCCAGAAAUCUUCAACAGUGACAAGUGAUGACAAUGACAAUGAAUACACCACAGAACUGGAGCUCUCCCCUUUCAGUACCAUUCGUCGUGAAAUGUCUACUUUUGCCUCUGUGGGGACUCACUGCUAAUUGACAGUAGGAGUUUAUUUACAAUAUCUCUUCUUUUCUUUACUUUUUUUUUAACUUCAUAUUUUCCCUCUUGAAACAAAAAUGCAAGAAAAAAGCUGAUUAUUGAAAACUAUUCUGGAAACCAAUUUGCAUAUUAACAGUUGUGCUUUGGAAAGUAAGUUCUGUUUAGUUAUUAAAAUGAAAGAAAGGGAGAGCAGGGGAGGCAACACUGAGUUUUAAAUCAUAAUAUUUUGUCUGAUGCUAGCAUUUUAUUGUUUGGGGGGAGGAAACCAUGUCAAUCCACUUUCAUUUAAUUCCAUGAUAGUUUUUGAUAAUCGCUGUAAAAUGAUUAUGUAGACAUUGUGUUUUCUGAAAGAUGUUUAAUGUAAAAGAUGUGGUGGAAAGUAUUUGAAAGUAGUUUUAAUCCAAUUACUGUACAUUGUUCUGAGAGAACUUGUACUUUUGAAAAUUUAUAAGGUAGCAUAAAAAUAAAUGAGAUUUUAUUCUUUAAUUUCAUUGUCAAUCCACAUUUAACAAGGGAACCUAUAAAUAUUAUUAAAUGCAUUUAAUAAGUAGAAAAAAAUCUUUGCUUUGCAUAAAAUAAUUUAAAUGGCCAUAUUUAAUUUGCCAUUCAUGUACUUACCAUUGAAGACUGUAAUUGCAGUGUUUAAAGAAGAAGGUUAUAAUGGUAUUAGAUUUACAUGAGUGUUUUUUUAAUGUGUAUUUUGGAGGUUCCGUGUGCCUCGCUGAAAAUUUUUUUUUUAACCUGAAGAUAUACAAAACAUGAAUUAUUUUGUACUUCUUAAGAAGAAAGAUUUGCUUCCUCACUAAUCAGUAUCUUGUGUUGUUUCAAAAUCCAGUUUCUUUCCACUUUAUUGUUAGUUUUACAUUAAAAUUACGUUUUCGGUCUCUGUAUAUACAACUCCUACUGGCUUCAGUGAGAGUUCCAUUGCAGAGGAAGGCAUUACUUUGACAGAGAUUUGCUGACAAUAAAUGAGAGGGACUGAAAAAUGUGGAGAGCAAAUUCCUUUUGUUGUUGUUGUUUUUUUUUUUAAGAUAAAAAAACUCUUGGACACUUGGGGCUUGACCCAGAGACCAUUGCAGUCAAUAGAAAGAUUUCCAUCAAUUUCAGAGGGUUUUGGAUCAGGCUGGCAUCUCCUAUUUAUUCUGGGUUAUGUAGCAUGAAUAUUAAUCAUGAGGGUUCUGUAUACUGAUUAUAAAUUACAUUGCUCUCACAGAGACUGCUAUUCACUAGCAGCUCACAGUUCUGAAACUCUUUCUGAGAACAUGUUUUGUUUUGCUGAUGGUUUCUUGCUGUCCGCAGAGUUAUUAAAAGAAGGAUAUGCCAACACUGCACACAACAGUGUGGUAUAGUAAAAUCUAAGGUUGUUAUAAGCAAGCCAGGCUGGAGACUAGAAAGUGCCUAAGUGUAGCAGCAUAGCUUAUUUGCCCCACUUCUUGGCUGAAGUAGACAGGCUAUUCUCAGCAAGCAAGCAGACUCGUAUUUACACUGGGCAGCAGGCUGAAGUGUAGACGCAUGCUGAGGAGUUUAAUUCGUUACAAUUAUCUUAUAUUUUAACUCUCAUUAAAUAAAUAAUAUAAUUACAAUAGCAUUGGCAGAAGUAAAAUCAUAUGCAUUAGUCCUUUGAAAUUAACAGUGAUUGCAGCUGAAAUAGUCUCCCUUCCAAAUACCUGCCUCUAAAAAACUUGAUGCAACUUCUGGAAAGGAGCCUAUUUUUCUUUUAUUCUGGACUCAACAUGUUUAAAGUUUGUAUCUGCACAUUCGACCAUAAAACAGUUUGAUCUGAAAAUGUGUGGACCUGCAUUCUUCUUUUUCUGUUUUUUGAAUCAGAAAUUAGGUCCUAGCAAAACAAUAUGCUUUAAGCACAGUCCUAAAUUUAAGUGUAUGAUUCUGUUUAGGACGUGCUUAAGUAUCUAAGUAAGUUUUUAAAAUCAUUUUGUAGAAAGUGGUCAGUCGGUUCUGAAGACAGAGAAACUGUCCUUUCUUUAUAAAUUCUUUAUGGACCUCACACAUUGCUUGAUUACAUGCAAUAAGCUAUCAAACAGACAAGAUGAAAACAAAUUCUUCUCUCUGUGGUGGCUGACUUUGCUCAAAUACAUAUUCCUGUCUGCACAUUUUGAUUGUACUAGUCGUCUUUUUUUUUAGGUGCUACUAUUUAUGAAGAGUGGAAAUAAAAUCUCCCCUCCUGUUCCUCUAUCAUGUUGCUGGCUAAAUUGUUUCUCUCAGCUACCUUUUCAGUCACAGCAUGGAUAGUGAGUGAUUCAAGGCCCUGAGACAGAUACAGGAACAGCAGAAUAUGAGGAAGCACUUUUUUAAAGAAGGAAUGAUAGAAAUAGCUCGAGGAGGUUAAGCGGUGACUUUUUGAUAAUUUAGACGCAAGGCCACAUUAGGGCAGGAAAAGUUCCCAAUUUCCUUGGGUACUAGGUGCUUCCAUCUUUCCAGUCUACGGUGAAUGUGUACAAGCUCUGCCAAGGACAACUAUUCCCUCCCAGACUAAAUGCUCUGUAACCCUGAGUGAUGCAAUUUGCUUCUCCAUUGAAACAUUUCCACAAUAUGUGUAUGCUCUCCAUGCAGAAAAAAAAUCAGCAAAAGAGAUAUUUAAAAGGUCAUUGGAGAAGAUAGAAUGUGAAGAUCAAUAAUCAUUUGCUUGGAAAUACACCCUUCUGUUUGUGUGGUGGAGCCUUCUCUAGCCUUGUAUUCAGUGGAGGCUUCUUUGUGUCUAAUUUAAUCUUGCUUUUUCUGCUGCUGAAAGCAUUCUUUACAAUUAUUUCUCACUCCAUAGCAAUCGGACACACAAGACACCCUUUUUUUCUAAUUUGUUCUUUAAAUUGGUUAAACUAAUCCCAUAUUAGCAGGUUUGUAUUUUUGUUGCAGCUUGAAAAAGUGAUUGUAACACAAGUGUGGCUUAUUAAUGCAUUUAGGUGUCAGGAUAAAUGAUUCCUUUUGUUAAAGAUGGGGUACUGCAUUGUUUUGCUUC
Molecule: messenger RNA, 3853 nt
Organism: Struthio camelus australis
Lineage: Eukaryota; Metazoa; Chordata; Aves; Struthioniformes; Struthionidae
Source: RefSeq, a predicted model, not a curated record